Molecule: messenger RNA, 363 nt
Organism: Anisakis simplex (herring worm)
Lineage: Eukaryota; Metazoa; Nematoda; Chromadorea; Rhabditida; Anisakidae
Source: the annotation of a GenBank genome assembly
AUGUAUUUUAUUCAAAUUCUCAACGACCCUCACACAAAUCCCAGACAAAAAAUUGUUCCCGCAUACGUUACAGCAGCUCUUAUUGAGAAUAAUUACAAACCAGCACAAGAGUUGCUGACCGAGAAUCGUUAUGUGACACUUUGCAUCGAAUUACUCUCGGACACAGCCUUAGGGCAAUGUCGUUUAUUACGCCUUUGGUUAUUGAUCGGUUUGGGUCGUCUUUGGGCCGAUCAUAACGAUGCUCGUUGGCAAGCUAUCCGAUUGGUUGCCUAUGAAAGGGUGAGAGCAAAUUUGUGUGACUUUCAGUGUAAUGUUAAUCAGUUUGAUGUUCAAGGAAUGUUUUUAUGGAUAACCUUUCGCUGA